UUACCUUCUCUAAGCUUAAGUUGAUAAAAGAGAGAAAAGUCAGUUUGGUGGGACUUCUUAAUCAUUUCUUCGAGGAAACCAAAGAAUAUGUCAUAUCUAACUAUGCACAUUUCAGAGUUUUAUUUGUCUUGGAUGGAUUGGACACUUCUGAACUUCCUCUUGACUUCAACAACAGCGAUGUCUUGACAGAUGUCAGAAAGCCAGCCUCAGUGGAUGUGCUACUGACAAACCUCAUCAAAGGAAACCUGCUUCCUUCUGCCCAGCUCUGGAUAACCUCCAGACCUUCAUCUGCUAAACAUCUACCUGAAGACUCAUUUGACAAGGUGACAGAAAUACGAGAGAAGCCUGAUAUCACCAGUCAACGCAACCUCAAAUCUCAGCUGAAGGAGCAAUUUGCCCGGGUGUCUGAGGGGAUUGAUAGGCAGAAAACAUCUGCUCUUCUGAAUGAGAUCUACACAGAUCUCUACAUCAUAGAGGGGGAGAGGGGAGAAGUCAAUGCUCAGCAUGAGUCCAGACAGGUUCAAGAGGCGAAAUACAAACCAGAAGAAACACCAAUUAAAUAUCAUGACAUCUUCAAAUCGGGAGAAAAUAAACCCAUUAGAACUGUGCUAACUAUUGGAGUGGCGGGCAUUGGAAAAACAUUUGCAUCAAUGAAGUACAUGCUGGACUGGGCGGAGGGUACAGCCAAUGAAGACAUAUAUUUCACAUUUCCACUUCCAUUCCGGGAGCUGAACUUGAGAAAAGAGGGCGAACACAGUUUUGAGGAACUUCUUCAUCAAUUCUUUCCCACUAUGAAGAAAUCAGAAAUAAAGGACUAUGACAAGUAUCAAAUUCUGAUUGUCCUGGAUGGCUUGGAUGAAUGUCGCCUUGAUCUUAACUUCAGUGAAUGUGUGGAUUGGACAGAUGUGAGAGAGGUAACUUCAGUAAGUGUUCUGCUAGCAAACCUUAUCAAAGGAAACUUGCUUCCUAAAGCUCAAAUCUGGAUCACAUCCCGACCUGCCAUAUCCAAUAUUAUCCCUGCUGAUAAAGUUGCCCGGGUUACAGAGGUCCGAGGAUUCAAUGAUGACCAGAAGGAGGAGUACUUCAGGAAGAGAUUUAGUGAUAAGGAUAAGGAUUUGGCAGAGAAAAUCUUGUCACAUGUCAAGAAAUCAAGAAGCCUUUAUAUCAUGUGUCACAUCCCAGUCUUCUGUUGGAUCACUUCACAAGUUCUGGAGGACUUAUUUAAACUACCCCCAGAAAAAGAAGAAGAAGAAGAGAAGAUGCCCAAGACUCUGACUGACAUGUACAUACACUUUCUUUUGCUGCAAUGCAGACAGGCUAAUGUGAAGUAUGGAGAAGAGGGGACAAGUGAGAGUUCUGAAGCAGAUUCAUGCUGGAAUACAAGGAACAAGGAAACAGUCCUAUCUUUAGGAAAACUGGCUUUCGAGGAACUAGAGAAAGGAAACCUUCUCUUCACCGAAGAAAACCUGGCAGACUGCGGUACUAACAUAGAAAAAACUGCGGUUUUCUCAGGGUUGUUCACUCAGGUCAAACGAGAAGAAUGUGGGCUGUACCAGAAGAAGUUUUUCUGUUUUGUCCAUCUGAGCAUUCAAGAGUUUCUGGCAGCUUUUUAUGUCUCUCACACAUUCAGUAACAAAUGUGAAAAUCUGCUUGCAGACUCUCCUGCAUCAGACUUCUACAAGACAGCAGUGGACAAGGCUUUAGAUAGCAAAAAUGGAGACUGGGAUCUGUUUCUCCGCUUCCUGCUUGGUCUCUCUCUGGAGACUAAUCAAAAUCUACUGCAAGAGGUGCUGAAAAAGACAGAAAAUAACAAGGCGACAAACAAAGAAACAAUUAAGUACAUCAAAGGGAAGAUCAAUGAAGAGAUCAGUGAUGCAGAUAAAAAGAUCAAUCUUUUCCACUGUUUGAAUGAGCUGAAUGAUCAUUCUCUUGUUAAAGAAGUCAAAAAGAAACUACGGUCUCAAAGGUUUGAAAAUUUUUCUGCCUCCCAGUGGUCGGCUCUGACCUUUGUGCUGCUGAUGUCAGAUGAAAAUCUUGAUGUGUUUGAUCUGAAAAAGUACCUGAAAUCAGAGAAAGUUCUUCUGGGAAUGUUGCCAGUGGUCAAAUUCUCCAAAACUACUUCGCUGAGUUGGUGCGAGCUCACUGAGGAGUCCUGCAAAGGUCUAACAUCCUCAGUCCUCAAGGCUGCAUCCUCUAACCUCACAAAUCUGGACCUGAGUCAUAAUGACCUGCUGGAUUCAGGUGUGGAGCUACUUGGCGAAGGCCUAAAGAGUGUACAUUGUAAACUGGAGAUUCUCAAGCUGUCAGGUUGUCAGGUGACAGAGAAAGGCUGCUCUGUCCUAGCCUCUGCUAUCAAGUCCAACACAGCUUCUCACCUGAAACAUCUGGAUCUCAGUUACAAUCACCCAGGAGACAACGGGGAAAAGGAGCUCUCUGCUAUACGUGAUGAUUCAAAUAUGAAGCUGAUGACACUGUGUUUGGACCAUUGUGGAGCGCAUCGGUUAAAGCCAGGACUGAAGAAAUAUGUUGCAGACCUGAGGUUCAAUGAGGACACAGCAAGCAGGAGGCUUGUUCUUUGUGAAGGGAACAGAAAAAUCAAAACUGUACACAAGGUGGAGGAGAAGGUUGCACGACCUGAAAACGACGAAAGGUUUAAGAGGACUCAGGUGUUUUGUGAGGAGGGUCUGCAAGGUCUCUGCUACUGGGAGGUGGAGUGGAAAGGAAUGGUUGGCAUUGCAGUGUCAUAUAGAGAGGUGGGUAGGAAAUGGGACAGAAAUAGUGGCCUAGGAUGCAAUAACAUGUCCUGGAGUCUGCUCUGCUCAGGCAUUGGAUACACUGCCAUACAUGGAAAUACAUCCGAACAAAUUCAACUGUCUCCUUGCCAAAAAAUAGCAGUGUUUCUGGAUUGGGAUGGUGGCUCUCUGAGUUAUUACAGUGUCACAUCAGGAGAGCUGAGCCUCAUACACACCUUCCAUGCCAAAUUCACAAAACCACUCUUCCCAGGCUUCUGGUUUAAGAGAGGCACUGUGACUUUGUGUGAGAUAGAGUGAACACCUCUGAGAUGGGAAAAAGUGAUUGACUUGAUGUUCUACUUGACAUUUUGAUAGAUUAGCAAACUGCAUCAUUUCAGUACCAUAAUAUGAAACAUUACUAUGUUGUGUUGUUUUUCUUUAAUGUUCACACUAUAAGUCAAUAUUAACAUUGCAAAGGAAGAAAUGAAGUGAAACCACUGACUGUUAUAUUAACAAUAUGAUGAUUGUGAAAAUAAAUACAAACUGUUGUAAAACAUCAAGCUGUGAAAUGAAAAACUGUCUUUUUAUGCAAAAUGUUUAUAUCAUUGUCAACAUUAAGUUUUCACAAAUGUUUA
Seriola dumerili (greater amberjack) is the source of this 3367-nucleotide messenger RNA. RefSeq names its product NLR family CARD domain-containing protein 3-like. Lineage: Eukaryota; Metazoa; Chordata; Actinopteri; Carangiformes; Carangidae. Gene Ontology annotation, molecular function: protein binding. Bases 651 to 3050 code for a protein of 799 amino acids. The record is from RefSeq and is a predicted model, not a curated record. The transcript is spliced from 6 exons.